AUGGAGUGGAAACAUGUGGGCAGCAGCAGAAGAAAAAGACCCAGAAAAUCUAACCAGAAUUCUCCAACCAAAAACCAUAAUAAUUUGCUGAUGUUAGAUUCAUCAUCGUCGUUAUCAUCAUCAUCCUCAUCGUCCUCAUCUGGGGUUGCAGCAGCAUCAGAUCUACCGUGUAGCAUACUGAUCGACAUCUUGGGAAGAUUACCAUUGAAAACGCUGAUUAAUUGCAGGUAUGUCUGCAAAUCGUGGAAAUCUCUACUCGCCGAAUCUUAUUUCUUCAGAUUGUAUUCUCGCAAUUUGCCGACCACUUUGAUCCUUCAAGUUAAGGGUACCUCCCUUGCCGCCCUAAAACAAAUAUCUCUCGUUGAGCAACAUACGGUUGUUGUCGGCGGUGGCGAAGGUAGAGGUAGUUCGCUUAUGCGUAAGAUGCGGCUCACAUCGAAUCCGCAUAAACUCAGAGUAGAUCGCAAUGAUUACGGCGGGGGAAUACCGUCGAAUUUCCGGUUCCAGCUCGGGAACGGGUGUAAUGGGUUGAUCUGUUUGAGAGAGCUUCGGACUCGGGAGCCGAGUUUAGUUUGGAAUCCGAUCAUGGGUCAAUUUGUUAUCCUCCCGAAACCCGCCACCACUGCGGAUAAAGUGGUGGCGGGUUUCGGUUUCUGCGGCCGCACAAAUCGGUAUAAGGUGGUCCGCAUCUUUCACAUGAAAAGAGACCCGCUCUCGAGACGGCGGGUAGAGAUUUAUGAUUUAGGGGUUGGAAAUGAAUGGAGAAGAAUUGGGGAUGCCCCGUUUCCCAUCCCUUCGAGAAUUCCUGGGUUUUUCACAAAUAAUUCACUCCAUUGGAUAUUGGACUACAAUUGCAAAGAAAAUAACCUUGUUAACAACAAUAUCGAUGAUCACAAUAACAAUAAUGACAAUAAUAAUAAUACGAGCUCCAAUUUUGAGUUAAUUUGUGGAUUUGACUUCGUGGAAGAGAAAUUCAAGGCGAUUUCAGCACCACCUAUUUUCUCAUCAGAACAGAGAAACAAUUACCAUUGGUCAAAUUUGGGGAUCAUAAGCAACUGUCUCUCAAUAUGUGCCAUUGAUGCGAAGGUAUUCAGGCCCGAUGUUCAAGUUUGGGUGAUGGAAGAGUAUGGUGUUCCGGAGUCAUGGGCUCUAAGGCUCUCCAUUAGGGACCCUACCGUCGAUUGGUGGGACCCAUAUAGGUGGAUUCAGGUGACUAAUUUUCUGAGUAAUGGGGAGAUAUUAAUGUUGUGUGCACAUUGUUAUGUACUAGCCUAUAAUCUCCGGGAACGGCGGUUUCGAAGCGUGGAGGGGCUCGACUUCCCGGCUGUUGCUCAUGUGCCUAGCUUUAUCUCCUUGGAGGAUGUAUUGAGUGAACACCAUGGGACUGGAUCACUCAAUGUUAGAUAUCUUUAG
Spinacia oleracea (spinach) is the source of this 1413-nucleotide messenger RNA. Its product is annotated as F-box protein At3g07870. Bases 1 to 1413 code for a protein of 470 amino acids. The record is from RefSeq and is a predicted model, not a curated record. Gene Ontology annotation, molecular function: protein binding. The transcript has a single exon. Lineage: Eukaryota; Viridiplantae; Streptophyta; Magnoliopsida; Caryophyllales; Amaranthaceae.